This is a messenger RNA of Dichotomopilus funicola, 918 nucleotides long. RefSeq lists its product as uncharacterized. The transcript has a single exon. Gene Ontology annotation, molecular function: gamma-glutamylcyclotransferase activity. The record is from RefSeq and is a predicted model, not a curated record. The coding region runs from base 1 to 918 and encodes 305 amino acids. Lineage: Eukaryota; Fungi; Ascomycota; Sordariomycetes; Sordariales; Chaetomiaceae.
AUGGCGCCUACCCUGUACUUCGCCUAUGGCAGCAACCUCUGGCUAGAACAAAUGGCCCGCCGCUGCCCCAGCAGCUACUUCGUCGGCCGCGCCAUCCUCCCCGACUACCGGUGGCAGAUCAACGAGCGCGGCUUCGCCAACGUGGUGCCCUCCCCGGGCCACAACGUCCACGGCCUCGUCUACGAACUCGGCAGCACCUCCUCCGUCUCCCCCGGCGCCAUCGGCACCGACGAGCGCCGCCUCGACCGCAACGAGGGAGUCCACACCGGCGCCUACGCCAAAGCCUACCUCCCCGUCAUGCUCUACGAGGCCUGGCAGGACCUGCAAACACGCACCACCGCCCUCGCCGACAGCAGCACGCUCUCCGCUCUCCGCCGCGGCCGCCACACCCUGGGCGAUUCCCCGCUUUUGAACGAGCGCGCCCCGUACAUCAAGAGCGUCCUAGUCUACCUCAGCGAGACUUACACGCGCGAGGGCGACCCCCGCGAGGAAUACAUCGACCGCAUCAACAGCGGCGUAGUCGACGCCAUCGCCUUCGGGGUACCCACAGGGUUCGUCCGCACCGCCAUCCGCCCUUACAUCCCCCCCGACCGGUCAGCCUCGCCGGGUGCCCCCUCUGCGCUCUCCUCCCGCGGGCGAACCUCAACUGCGCGGGGGACGACGGCUCCUGCGGGGGUCGGGGGGGUGCUGUCGCGUGGACGUGCGAGGUCGGUGUCGGGUGAUGCGGGGCCGACGCCGUGGGAUGGGUGGGGGGCAAGGCCGGAGAGCUGGACGCCGGAGGAUGAGGCGCUUCGGCAGUCGGGACGGAGGAGGAGGAUGAGUAGUAGUGGUGGUGGGGGUGGGGGGUUGGUUACGGAGUAUUGGACGCCGGUGAGCGGGUUUUUGUUGGGGCGGUCGAGGAGUACAAGGAGGGGGUGA